Molecule: messenger RNA, 3234 nt
Organism: Daphnia pulex (common water flea)
Lineage: Eukaryota; Metazoa; Arthropoda; Branchiopoda; Diplostraca; Daphniidae
Exons: 12
Coding region: 164-3100 (978 amino acids)
Biological process (GO): regulation of DNA-templated transcription
Molecular function (GO): DNA-binding transcription factor activity, RNA polymerase II-specific; RNA polymerase II cis-regulatory region sequence-specific DNA binding
Source: RefSeq, a predicted model, not a curated record
GCUGAACAGCAGACAGUUCAUGCGGAUGGGUACGGAGAGCCGGAGUCACAUCUCUGCAGUGUGCACACUUGUGAAAGAGUUAUAAAGGAUAAGGUUCGGUGGCGGGAAUAGCUGGUUCUUUUCGGAUACUUAAUGGUGUCUAUAUUUAUUCAAACAGCACAAGAUGGUGGUGACGUGUUAUGUUGAAGGAUGCCAGUCUGGAAAUGAUCCAAAAGAAAACAUUCAUUUUUUCAAGCCAAAUGAUAACAAUUUGAAUCAGUGGCAGCAACUAAUUGGUCGAAAGGACGUUAAGCUGAAUAAAAAGCACUCAGUUUGUCAAAAACACUUUGAAGAUGACCAAAUCAUCAAGCAUAAAAUAUUUAACGGUGCAGAUGGACCAAUAAUAGUUUAUGAUUUGCGUCGUUGGAAACUUACUGAAGGAGCUUUACCAAAACUCCAAACUGGACUAUUUCAAAAAAUUAACCUGCCCGUACGUGAUGAUGAAGUCACCGUGCUUCGAGAAGUACGGAAUACGAUUCAACAAAAUCAUCACCCUGCCAACACAAUUACUGAAAAAAGUGUCAUAAAUCAUAAGGAAAUUGCCCUGCCAUUAUCAUGGUUCUGGCAAGAAGGAAGUCUGAAGGAACAAGAAUUCGUGUGCUCGAAAUUCAAAUGGUUGGAUGAAAACGAGUUCGAGUAUACCAAGACUGUUAUCAUCAACGGAAACACUUGUACCCUUCGCUAUUUCAUUCGAGGCAAGCAAAUUUACCACGAAAAGCUCAAGUAUCAUUUCUCUACGGUAAAUGAGCUUACUUCUUUUCUUAAACUGUACGACGACGCACAAGUAUGUAAUGAUUAUCCCGGUUUGUUGAACCAAGUGAGUAAUAUUUCAAAACAAUCCAACUGUACUCCACCAGCAAGGCAGGAAGUUGCCCAUUCCAGAUUUGACGAGACUUCUCUGAAGGUACCGUCGAUUCCUCCAAAGAGAACCUACAGCAAUAUGCAACAAUCGCAAGCGGCGUCCAAGAUUCACAAUAGGAAUCCAGGCAAUAACGCCAGCGAAAACCUUGUUGAACCUGAAGUAACUAGUGUUCUUAUGGAUCACGCUUAUGGUGUGGCAACUAACCUUCCUGCCCCAUUAGUGCAAACAUCUUCUGAAAUCAUCGGUAAGAAAUCAGCGAUUGUGAAUACUUCCGCAGAUCAUCGUCAGUCAGCAAAUAUCAGUCAGCUUGAAGAUUUCCGUGGUUCUCAAGUUCCUGAAAGGCGGAAAGGCAACACCGAUAUUCCUGAAAGUCAUCAAGUCGGUCAAAUCGAAGAUAGAGAUUCCGUUACGUUGCAGUAUCCUAUUGAAUUUUAUACUUCUUCCGGUUCUAGUUUAAAAGAACUUGAACAGAUGCUGGUAAAGCGCCCCGAAUUCUUCCAAUAUUCGACCUAUAAUCUGAUUUCAUAUCAUUUGGAAACGUGGUGUCUCGGAGUUUACUCACCGUUCAAACCAGAUAUGGUCUCUCCGUCAUUCAUACAAUUCUUUAAUCCUCACAAAGUUUUUACAACUCCAGUGGAGCGAACCCCAAUUGAAAAUUAUUGCGUCACCUCCUGUCAACCGUCUUUCUUGGUCGAAAAACCCAAACAAGUCUACUGCCGUCGUGAAGUCAUUCCCCUUUGUCCUACCAAAGAAAUCAGGAAAUCGGCUUUGAAAAAAACUGACAUCGAAAAUAGGAAAAUCCACAACGGAAAAAUCCAUGUUACAUCUAAUGUUGAGUCAGUUGCUCAACUUUCCCUAUCUAACCUUUUCCAGGAUGACAACAAUUAUUUUGAUUAUCAACCUAUUGAAACAAAUCGACCUUCUGAAUUGGAUAAACCUACCGAAUCAAGUAUCCCGAAAACUGUCGGAAAGAGAGUACGUUCAUCUUUAUUCUCCGAUAUGGAAAGUGAAGUUGAUGACAAUGAUAAAAAGGACCUCGAAUUGGCAAGACGCUUUUUGGAGAAAGAAAUUCGUCGAAGGAAAACGCUACGGAAAAAAUGCCAGAGAUAUUCUACAAGGGUUGAAAGAAACAAAAAAAUGGCUCGCUCUCUUUUGAAAGCGCUGGAAGAAUUUGAGCUGAAAAAGUGCGAAAAUGAAAUAGUCAAACAGCCCAAGCGAACACAAGGCUCCAAGAAACCUGGCCCUCAGAUGCCAUGUAAUCAAUGCGGCAAAAUGAUUCUGGUUGCGCGAAUGAAAUACCAUCUUAAAAUUCACAGUGAUGUUAAAUCGCACUUGUGCGAACUUUGUGGCCGAGCAUUCGUGUUUAGAAAGAGUCUCAACACACAUAUUCGAUAUAAUCAUCUUGGGCAAGAACGGCCGAAACAUUUCAUGUGUAGCACUUGUGGUCACACUUGCACAUCAAGAAAUCACCUGGAGAAGCAUGAAAGGAUUCAUACUGAUGAAAAGCCGUUCGAAUGCAAAUAUUGUGACAGAAGAUUUCGUGAGAAAGGAACUUUGGUCCGACAUAUCCGAACUCAUACAGGAGAGAAACCUUACCCGUGCAAUAUAUGUGGAACCUCUUAUGCUGCGAGAGAAACGUACGUCAGCCAUUACCGGAGGAAGCACGAAAACAAGAGACCAUCAAAGGACCCAAACUCACAAUCACGAGUUAGACGUUCAGUUGGACCAUCUUAUACGUGCGAAUUUUGCCAAAAAGUUUUCUUUCGGCUUUUGGCGUACGAAAAACACCGUUCCGCUCACACUGGUGUGGCGGCAGCCAUCGGUUGUUCUCAGCCAAAUUGUGAUUUCAAGUACUCUGAUAUGAUGCAGCUCAAGGAUCAUAUGGUGACGCAACAUCCCGAAAAAGCCUACACUUGCGAUAUAUGCAAGAAAGUCUUCCUGACUAAACUGAAUUUGACUCUUCAUCAGUCUGUUCACGAUCCUGCCCGUGGGUUUCAAUGUUCUUAUUGCCCUGUGAGGUUGACUGCUAAGGCGAGUCUGAUUGCACAUGAAAAGUUGCAUACCCGAGAAACUCCGCACGAAUGUACUUUCUGCGAAAUGCGUUUCCAUAGCACUUACCUGUUGCAGAUUCACGUGCGCACUCAUCAGGCUGGUCAACUCAAAAGAAGGCGGCGUAGAAAAACUCCAGUUGAAAAAUAAACCAAGAAAUUAAAAUUCGAAAGAAAUUUCCGAAUCGGUUCGUUUGGGACUUUACGUAAACUUAGAGGUAUUUGUUAAAUUAUGAUUGGAAUACUCUUAACAUUUAAGUUGAUUAAAUUCAAUCAUUAAAUUCA